UCCACACCAUAUUUCCCAGUCUCGGCUGUCUCUUUAAGACAACGAUAGCUGUGUCUGAUUAAUUCAAUGUAACCGGAUUCGUUAGUGGAGAACCUAUUUUCCACUGUUGGAUUUAGGCUACCAGCUAGAGAGGGCAAAAACGUAAAUUCUUUCGUAAUUUGACUUUAUUAUUGGAUAAUCCAAUUGGCAGUUAUAUAAUAAAGUUAUCAGGUGUUUCUAUUUUUAGGCCACCGAUGCAGAGAUAAAAAAAAAAUAUGGAUUUUAAUUAGCUGGAAUUAUCUUUUCGUGAGAUCAUUUAUCAAAAGUCGUAUUUUCGGAAUACGAAUAUUUACAUUCAAUUGUAAAGAGGGGAGUUUUUUCUUACUAUACGAAAUGUCGGAAAAACACGGAGGUUACCAAGGUCUUGAGGAUUCCAACCGUCAGACAAUGUCCCAACCACAGCAAAUGCAGCCCCCUCCGUACCUCCCCUCCCAGGAAGCCAACAUGGGCCAGCAUCCCAACAUGAGCCAGCAUCCCAACAUGGGCCAGCAUCCCAACAUGGGCCAGCAUCCCAACAUGGGCCAGCACCCCAACCUGCAGCACCCCAAUAUGGCCCCGCCGCCCGGUUGUGGCCCCCAGCCCAACUACCCCCCACCACCCCCACCCCCUGGUACCGAAGGCUACCAGGAGACCCAGUUCCACAACGGCACUUACGGACACCCAGGGCAGGGCUACACGGUGCAGACCCAGGGCCAGGGAGGGGGAGUCCCGCAUGCGCCUGUGGGCUACUUCCAACCAGGAUAUCCACUCCAGCUCCAGCCCUGCACCGCCUAUGUGCCGGUCUACCCCGUGGCAUCCGGACAGCCCUACCAGGGCAUGUCUCAGGGCCAGAUGGGCAUGCAGAUUCCCCAUGGCAUCGCCCUAAUGGAACCCAGACGUCCACCUCACGACUAUCUGCCCAUCGCCGUGCUCACCACUGUCUGCUGCUUCUGGCCCACAGGAAUCAUAGCCAUCAUAAAGGCAGUACAGGUGCGUACAGCAGUGGCCAGGGGGGACAUGGUGAUGGCAGAGAUAGCGUCCCGUGAGGCUCGUAACUUCUCCUUCAUCAGCCUAGCGGUGGGAAUUGCCUCCAUCGUCCUGUGUACAAUCCUCACCGUGGUGGUCAUAAUAGCCUCCCAGCACCACGACGACGACUGGGAACCUUAAUAUCUGCAGGGUGGGAUCCUGGGAUAAGUAGUUUUAUGUGGAGACACUCUAAUACCGGUAUGUUAUAUUGGGAGUAUAUAUGUGUACAAAUAUGAACCCUGAGUUUAUACUGCUCUAUUGGGGUUUAUAUACACCCUGUGAACUGUAUAUACAGUUUUGACCUACUGACAACUAAUGGGUUGACAACCAAUCACAGCUAAUAUUCAAACACCAAAACAAAUAGCAACUCAUUAUGGGCUAGUAUUACUUACCAAUGUAACCAUUUACACUCUGAUAUAAUAGCGCUCCAUAGCGCUCAUAGGGAAAAUGCAUUCACAGAAGCAUUAAAUAUUAAGAAUGAAUGAAUUACUGACUCAUUUUUGAUCCCUUCAAACCUAGCAAGACCAAAAAUGGUUCAUAUUUAAGCCUUCACAAAACUGCCAAAUAGAUCACAAAUCAUAACGAACAUUAUUUAAAUAUGUAAUUUAUAUAUAACCUGCCCAAUAAAGUUGAUUUAGAUUAUUUCUAAUAUAAAAUACUUUUAUUCAAUUUUGUCAUCAUUCAUAGGUUUCGAUGUUUUGUGAUGUUCAAAAACACCUGCCAUGUAAUGAUAGUAUUUUUUUGAUUUACUUGAAAGGGAGGAUUUAUUACAGAAUAACAGAAAUAGAUAAAAGGGGAGUCCGAUUGUUACUGCGUUGGGUCAGUACCUUCAAAUCCCUAAACUGAGGUGGAUAUGUAAAUUUGUAAUUCAGUAUAGUAUUUCAUCUUAAUUGCUCAUGAUCUGGAUAAGAGCAUUUGCUAAAGGAUUAAGAUGUACAUCUAAAUUACAUGUAUACAUUUUACACAACCUCAAAUGUAAGUCAGUGAAGUUAUGAAAUAGGAUCUAUGUAAAGUUGUAUUGAUGCAGGAAUACAUCAUAGGAUAUAAUGUGUACCUUUUCCCCAUGCCUUUUUAGCUGCUGAUAACUUUGAGUUACACAGAUUCAUUGUUGCACUAGACUGUUUAUAUGUGUUGGCCUCUUUCAUCUAUAUGCAUUGAUUUGUCUAUAUCUUUUUAUUUAUUUUGUAUUCAUGUACUAUGUUUUAGCUUUAUAGCAUGUCACUGUUAUGUUUUAGUUGAUAUCAAUAGUUUAUCAGCCUACACACCCUGAAACUAUGUUUUUGAUGAUUUGCACUUACCAGCAUUGACAUAGCACAGAAGCUGAUAUUGUUGCUUUGUCCACUAUUGCUAGUAUCAGUAGAUUUCUUAUGGUUCCUACUUAGGUUUUUAUAAAAUUCAAAGAACAUUUUAGACAUAGACACAUUUAGAACAAACAUUGUUUGACUAAUUGAAGUGGUUGACCCAUUUCUAUUGUCAUUGGGUAUUGUACUACUGUACUACAACAACAAUAAAAAUACAUUUGAUGCAAAAUGCUUGGAAAGGCUCAAGAUUAAAAAGGGUAUUAUACUGUACGUAUAGGCCAAGAGUAGUGUAAAUCUGAGAAAUUGCUGCUUUUUCAAAUGUUGGUUUUGCAAGUCCUGAAUAAAGACUUCAGAAUUAUCUUAGAAUUGUAUUUCUUCUGUUGAGAAUUUUUAUUCUAGGCAAAUAAUUUAUGCAAUAGACAAAUCUCUGUAGUGCAUGCCAUUGCCAAUGUGAGCCAUUAUUUUAGUUCUGUCAGCUCAGGUUCUCUAAUUGUCUUGGUUGAUAAUAAAGGUUGUGCCAAACGAAUUUUGUCUCUAAUCAAGUCUAGUGAUAUAAACUGAAGUGACCUGAGAUGGAAUCAGUGGAGCAGAACGACUGAUGGUAGCACUAAAAUAAAACAAAUGUCUCUGAAGAGAGUGAGUGAGAAAAAACAAUGCUUAAUAUAUUUUAUAUUGUAGCAUUUUCCAACAGUUGUCAACAAAUACCUUUUAUUACCCUAAGCCGCUACUCUAUCUCUGUCAUUCUUCUGCUGACAUUCUUUCUGCUGUCCAACAUUGGGACCAUGAUUGUUGACAUAUCUCUAUUUUCUUUCCUAUUUUCAAUUCUUAAAAUACCGAUUUGAAAAUUUAAAAUUUUUUUAAAAAUGUAUUGUUUCUCACAAAGGACCAUGAUUACGGAUUUUGUACAAGGGUGUAUACAGUUUCAUUCAGAAAGUGUUAUUAUUGCAUCGUUAGUAUUUCUAUGGUGAUUCAUAUUCUGUUUGGUGGUAAUCACUUUUGCAUUUGAUUAUCACUGUUGUAUUUAUAAUGUACAUACAUUGUAUUUGAAGAAUGUGUUCUUACUGUACUUUGAUGACAGUAUUGUAGAAAUAUGUUGAAAGAAAAGUCAGCACAGUAUCGGUAGUGCUACAAACCUCUUUAAGAGAAGUAUUGGUAUGGAAUGUGUGUGUAUGCUUUUUAGACUUACUCCUAGCAUAUCUAGUUGUUUUUAGAUCCACACGUGAAUCACAUCCUUGUUUUCUAAGAUUCUACGUUAUUGCAAAUUACUAAAGCUGGGCAAAUGCAAAUGCUUCUUUGCAGUAAUAAAUUACCUUUCUGUAAGCUUGAGCCUGUAAAUGUGAACCUAAUUGCCGUGUUCAAGGUGGCUGGCAACAUCACAGUGUAUAUAUGUGCUUUUGGGGAUUAUUUCUGUUCAUGGAUGUUACACAUGCAUUUGUUGUGUAUGAAUUCCUUGGUUUGAAUAAAAUCUGUUUUGAUUGUGCAAGA
Molecule: messenger RNA, 3830 nt
Organism: Esox lucius (northern pike)
Lineage: Eukaryota; Metazoa; Chordata; Actinopteri; Esociformes; Esocidae
Gene: prrt1
Product: proline-rich transmembrane protein 1
Exons: 5
Coding region: 373-1185 (270 amino acids)
Cellular component (GO): membrane
Source: RefSeq, a predicted model, not a curated record